AUGGUCAAGCUGCUCACCCACUUCCCCCUGCCCAAGAACACACAGUGGACAUGCAGCCAGUCAUGUGGCCAGUGCAGCAUGCAGCAGGCACUCAAGGUGGUGCACAACACCAUUAUGCAGUGCAAGCCCGCACCUGCCCAGUGCAACAAGCUCAAACUCACCUACAAGGAGGCGUGGUUACUCAUGCCCUGGUUCCUCACACUGUACAACGUGCACAAGCAAUUCAUCAAGCACAAGGGCUAG
This is a messenger RNA of Acanthamoeba castellanii str. Neff, 243 nucleotides long. RefSeq lists its product as uncharacterized. The transcript has 2 exons. The record is from RefSeq and is a predicted model, not a curated record. Lineage: Eukaryota; Discosea; Longamoebia; Acanthamoebidae. The coding region runs from base 1 to 243 and encodes 80 amino acids.